Messenger RNA from Pyrus x bretschneideri (Chinese white pear), 2486 nucleotides. RefSeq names its product probable serine/threonine-protein kinase PBL28. The transcript is spliced from 9 exons. Lineage: Eukaryota; Viridiplantae; Streptophyta; Magnoliopsida; Rosales; Rosaceae. Gene Ontology annotation, biological process: protein phosphorylation. Gene Ontology annotation, molecular function: ATP binding; protein kinase activity. The record is from RefSeq and is a predicted model, not a curated record. Bases 780 to 2135 code for a protein of 451 amino acids.
GCAUGUCUGCUUUUUCUGUCCUUCUGUCUCCGUCUCUCUGGACUAUAUAUAUCUAUAUAUAUAUUUAUUUUUUUAUUUUUUUUAAUUUUCCUUGACAUGUAGAAGAAAAAAAGAAAGAAAAGAAGUUUGCAAAAGAUUCUCACGGAUAACAUGUUCUAACAUUGAUGGGAAGGCCCAUUUAGUCAUACUUUAGCUUGGUGCUGACUAACUUUUUCUGCAUCAGUACUGGUUUUACACUCUUCUUGUGAAACAAUCAAAAAUUCAAAAAUCUGCAAAGAUUUGGAAAUUUGGGGUCUGAUUACUUUCGCGAGAAUCCUAAAAUUUUUCUGAACCGCAGAAGUAAAAAGCCCUGUCAGAAAAAGCUGCUUUUUUUUUCGUAAGGUGAAAAGUGAAAAACCCGAGGGAAAAGCACAGCACUUUCUUAUCAAUUAUCAUCAUUCACUAUCUGGGUUCUGGGACUUGAACAUUUCCCAAGUUUUGAACUGUUUCAUGUGGAUGUUUCUGCGAUUCCCAUGGGAAUCUCUUGGGAUGUGGGUUUUUUGUGAUUUUGUUUGCCAAGUGUGAAUGCAAUGUUGGGAUUUUAGCCGUUGUACAAGAAACACAGCAAAUGGUCCCACAAAAGACAAGACAGCCUGUUCUGUCGGUCCUUGAGGGUUCUUCAAGUCUCGAGAAUCUGGAUUGGGUGGCUGAUUAGGGUUUUGUUUGGUUUAAAAUUUGCAGGGUGGUUUGUUUUUUUUGGGAGGGGGGUGGAUUUUCAAAUGGGUUGAGGCUUAUUGACAAUGCGCUUGUUCUGGUGGCAACAGCUGCCUCUGCUUCUUCUCAUCCAGAUUUUGGAACCCAGCAGAACAAGCUACAUAAUUUAUGCUGAAGCUCUACUAACUUUUAAGAGCGGAGGUGGAAGUCCUCAACUGUUUGAUAGUCGAAUUGGAAGAUGUUCUUGUCUAAGACAAUGGAAAAUUGUCAACUGUCACAAACUGAAGGACCCUUGCAUUUAUCCUCUGUUUUCUGGAAUCUGUUCAGUUUCUUUGUGGACUAACGCAGUCAGUUUGCCACCUUUUGCUCCAAGACUUUUCGUUACACACUCUUCAAUUCAACUACGAAAAGAGCACCAUAACCCAAGAAGCAGGAGGAUAGAAGCCAUAGUUGAUGGGGAUAACGGUACUCCAACACUCACACCUGUGGAAGAAGUUCGUGGUAACCAUUCAUCAAAACGGAAAAUUGCAGCAAUUACUGGUGGAGUUGUUGCCACUCUGCUUGUGAUUAUGAUAGUGAUGCUCGUUUACAUCUGCUUGUUGCGUGUAAAAAGAUUAACUAGGCGAACAUCUGAGACAGUAUCAUCUGCACCAUCACCCACUGUUCAGUGGGAAAGAGGGGACACAUCUCCCUACGCCGUUGCUCAUUCUCCAUACAGUGCACCAAACUUGAGGCAACUCACAAUAUUGGAACUGGAGCAAGCAACGCGCAAUUUCAAUGAAAUUAAUAUCAUAGGCCAAGGUAGAUUUGGUUUGGUCUACAAGGGAUUGCUCCAAGAUGGAACUAUUGUGGCUGUCAAGAGACGCCUACAUGCCCCAACUCAGUAUUUCUUUCAUGAGGUAAAGCACGUAGCUCGUGUCAACCACAUGCAUAUUCUCAGGCUUAUUGGUUAUUGUCAAGAUGCUACUCAACAGUUACUUGUAUAUGACUAUCUUCCAAAUGGAAAUGUUGGGAAUCAUCUAUACGAUGCUGAAGGUUUACCUAUUGGAAAGUUGGGCAUAAAGCAAAGGCUAUCGAUUGCUUUGGGUGCAGCCAAAGGACUUGCGCACCUUCACAGUUUGGUGCCUCCUCUUCUGCACAUGCAUUUUUGUACAAGCAAUGUUCUACUGGACGAAAGCAUUACUGCCAAGGUGUCUGAUUAUGGACUAACCAAAUUGCUAGUGGGUCAUCAUGCUGGCUCAUCUUCAGCCGUAGAUUGCUUUCUUGACCCAGAGUUGGAUUCAUCAAAGAAGUUUUCAGAGAGAAGUGACGUGUACAGUUUCGGGGUCUUCUUACUGGAAUUGAUCAGUGGACGUGAAGUGAAUGCAAGAAACCAGUUGAACUUGGGGGAUAAUUUAAUAGUUGCAGGUGAAGGAUUGCAAGGAUUUAGACAGAUUUGUUGAUAAAACAUUAGGUGACAUGUCAAGGCAAACUGCAAAACAGAUGAUGGAGCUGGCACUGAUGUGUGUAGAUGGGAGCGAACGAAGGCCGCAGAUGCAGAUUGUUGUGGAGGAGCUAGAACGAAUUCGUCAGGGGAGAGAAAGUAACCAUUUUCAUAUAGAAGUUGAUGAGGAGAUAGGUGCUGUGACUCUUGGGAGUGAGCUUUUCAAAUGAGUUCCUUGUAUCAGUGUCUUCUCUUCAUUCUUUUAUAGAUUUGAUUGAUUUGUAAUUAAUUACACAAGAAAAAUAUAUGAUACAUAAAAGCAUUGUUGAGUACAUGAAUCAAAUGAAAAUAGUAAAAGUUCAGGGUUCAA